UUUAUAGUCAGGGGUAAGAUCACGUCUCUCCCUUAUCUCCCCCUCUCUCUCAUUCCGGCACAGGAGCUCAGCUUUUUCUCCAGCCAACAGCAAUCAUUCCCCAGCAAUAUUUAUAGCUCACUGCCAAAUGCAAAGAGAGAAAAUAGAUUAAAAAAAAGCCCCCAACAAUCCCACAACGACUCAAGAGACACUGAUUUUUCCAAAGCAAAAGGGAAAUAAAACAGUACCCACAGCAGAGAGUCCUCCAGCGUGGCAGCUUCUUUCCCUUUUGCAGGAUGCUCUUAAGAUAGCAGGGUUUCUUGGCUCUUUUUUUACCCCUCUUCUUCUAUUCCUUUCUCUCUCUCUUUUUCCCCCCUUUUUUUUCUUUUUGAGCAUUCAGUUAAAACAGCCCGGGAAGGACCGGAUCUGAUGCUUACUCUCAUUUCUGCUGACUGCUGGGGAUGAAUCUGGGUCUAACCUGACCAUGAUUCCGAGGACUGGCACUUCUGAAUUUUUCCCCCCAAUUUGUAAAAAUCCAGAUCUUCUCUUUCCUAUUUUCAAGGCACAUAAAUUAUUGCUGUAUUUGGGAAUCUAGGCAGCAUCGAGAUACUUUUCUUUUCCUGCUUCUCUCUGGAAUCAUUUCUGGGAUAUUUUCCAUAAAUCAUCACAGAAAACAGGAGGAAUGAACCGGCAGCUAGUGAAUAUUUUGACAGCCUUGUUUGCAUUUUUCUUUGAGGCAAACCACUUCAGGGCGGCUUUCUGUAAAGAACAUGAUUCAAGAUCUGGAAAAUCCCCCUCACAGACCCUGUCUCCUUCAGAUUUUUUGGACAAAUUGAUGGGAAGGACUUCAGGGUAUGAUGCAAGAAUCAGACCAAAUUUUAAAGGUCCUCCUGUAAAUGUUACCUGCAACAUAUUUAUCAACAGCUUUGGUUCAAUAGCAGAAACUACAAUGGACUACAGAGUGAACAUUUUUUUGAGACAGCAAUGGAAUGACUCACGUCUGGCUUACAGCGAAUACCCUGAUGAUUCCUUGGAUUUGGAUCCAUCCAUGUUGGACUCUAUUUGGAAGCCAGAUUUGUUCUUUGCCAAUGAGAAAGGUGCAAACUUCCAUGACGUUACAACAGACAACAAGCUGCUGAGGAUUUCUAAAACGGGGAAAGUUCUCUACAGUAUCAGGCUAACUUUAACCCUAUCCUGUCCCAUGGACUUGAAGAAUUUUCCUAUGGAUGUGCAGACAUGCACAAUGCAACUAGAAAGCUUUGGUUACACAAUGAAUGACCUGAUAUUUGAGUGGCUAAGUGAUGGUCCAGUGCAAGUUGCAGAAGGUUUAACUCUGCCACAGUUUAUUUUGAAAGAAGAUAAGGAACUUGGUUACUGCACAAAACAUUACAAUACUGGAAAGUUUACAUGCAUUGAAGUCAAGUUUCAUUUGGAGCGUCAGAUGGGAUACUAUUUAAUCCAGAUGUACAUUCCUAGCCUACUGAUCGUCAUUUUGUCUUGGGUUUCCUUCUGGAUCAACAUGGAUGCUGCUCCAGCCAGAGUUGCUCUGGGCAUCACUACAGUCUUGACAAUGACCACUCAGAGCUCAGGCUCCAGAGCUUCUCUUCCAAAAGAUUUAUGUACUGGAGAAGGUUGCAUAAAUUCAACUAAUGGUGUGGUGGUAGAGGAGAAUAACAGGCUGUGUAAAUAUUUACCUUGUGGUUUAAAUUAUGUUUUCAUUGAUUUAGCUUACAUCAAUUUGGAAUAUGUUCAAGCCAAACAGCAGCAAACUACUAUCAAACCCAAAUGA
Gavialis gangeticus (Gharial) is the source of this 1768-nucleotide messenger RNA. RefSeq names its product glycine receptor subunit alpha-2-like. Gene Ontology annotation, cellular component: plasma membrane; synapse; neuron projection. NCBI's taxonomy places the organism in Eukaryota, Metazoa, Chordata, Crocodylia, Gavialidae. The record is from RefSeq and is a predicted model, not a curated record. Gene Ontology annotation, biological process: signal transduction; chemical synaptic transmission; nervous system process. Gene Ontology annotation, molecular function: transmembrane signaling receptor activity; chloride channel activity; glycine binding. Bases 662 to 1768 code for a protein of 368 amino acids. The transcript has 8 exons.